CGUACUAUUUCAUCAAUCAAUUAAUUUCAGUUGCUCGGGUCGUUGAGGUGGUCUAAGGAUAAAUAUUGAUAUUAAUUAUUUGUCAUUCUUGAUUAUAUCAAGAAAUUCAAGAUUGAAUCUUAUAUUAUUCAUUCAGGCAUCCUUCAAAUCAAAAUCUUAUAUGAGCUUGAAAGUUGAGCUGAUCAUAGCUUUGUGCAUCAAUUAAGAGUAUUAGUGUUGAAGGUUGGAUAUAUCAUGUAUGUGCGCAUAACCCCUACUAUGGUAAAGACAUAUAUGUAGAAUUAUUGUAGAAAAUAAGUCAUGCAUAUAAUAUUUUGCCUUAAUAUUGGAAGUUAAUUAUUAGAAUUGUACACACAUGCAGGACAUUUCAACCAAAAAUCUCGAUAUCAUAGUAAAAUAAAAAUCAAUUGAUAUAGAUAACUCGAGUUGUUAUAUGAUAAAUUCAAUACUGAAUACGGCAGCGUUAACAUAUCAUCUCGCCUAUUUUGUACACUACAAUAAAAUUUCAAUAUUAAAUUUUUUCCAAAACUAUAAAAAGAGAGCGUUUAUUAAAAAUUUAGUGGUACUUUAGAAACAAUCGAUCAUAAUAACUCGAGUUAUUCGAGAGAAUAAAUAUUAAAAUCACCCCCUAUUCAUCGUAACCAUAUAUAAUAAACCCUAGCUAACCAUCACCAAUUAUACAUCAAUUCCUCUCUCAUUCAAACGUUUUAUCAAUAUCACUAUGAUCACAACCGCACUCUCCGAGGCCUUCGGCCAAUACACCCUCAAACCCCACCAAAUAAUCCCUCUCGACUUCCACUCCGUCGACACCUUGCCGGAAACCCACGUCUGGCUGCCGCCGCCGGGCUUCGAGGUCGAGAAUAACGAUGCCGGAGACGGGCAGCUGGUCUUCCCGGUUCCGGUCAUCGACUUUUCGGACCCCGACGAGGCUGCAGCAGGGAAGCUAAUGGUGGAGGCUUGUGAGACGUGGGGCGUGUUCCAGCUGGUCAACCACGGGAUUCCCUUGGAGAUUUUGGCCGCCGUUGAGGCGCAGACCAAACGGCUUUUUGCGCUUCCGGCGAGCCGGAAGCUGGAGGCGCUGAGGUCUCCGAACGGGGUCAACGGGUACGGGCAGGCUAGGUUUGCGUCGCUGUUCGAUAAGAAUAUGUGGAACGAAGGGUUCACCGUCAUGGGGUCGCCGGCCGACCACGCUCGAAAGCUCUGGCCCGAUGAUUUCCAAGGGUUUUGCGACGUCAUCGACGACUACCAAAACCGCACGAGAGAGCUGGCCGCCAGACUCCUCGGCCUAAUCCUCCGGUCAGCCAACACCCCGGAGCAAGAAAUCCGGCGGAUCUCGUCUCCAUCCGCCACCAUGACGACACUCCAGCUCAACUCGUACCCGCGGUGCCCCGACCCGACCCGAGCCAUGGGCAUGGCUCCGCACACCGACACUUCCUUCCUCACCCUCUUAUACCAAGGCGGGGUGAAGGGGCUCCAGAUUUUCAGCGACCGCGCCGGCGGCGGAGGCGGAGGGUGGGGCAUGGUGGAUCCGGUCGACGGAGCCAUCACGGUGAACGUCGGCGAUCUGCUUCAUGUGGUUUCCAACGCCAGGUUUCACACGGCUCGGCACCGGGUGGUGCUGAGGGAGGCCAGGCAGAGGGUGUCGGUGGGGCUCUUCUUUGUCCCCACGCCGGACUGUGUCCUGUCGCCGUUGGCGUGCGGCGGCGGCGGCGGGGAAGGGGAAGUUUGUCGGUACCGGGCGGUGUCUGUGAAGGAGUAUAUAGGGCUGAAGUAUAAGGGUUUCGAGACCGUGCUUUCUGCCAUCACAAAAUAAUUAAUCCAGUUGCUGUGCAUAUAGUUUUAUUUAUUUGUAAGUCUGACAGUCUUUUACAUGUCCACUAAAACAUUAACGUUGGUAACUUGCAAUAUAAAAGAUUGUCUUAUUUUUGUUGGUAUAUAUAUACGCAAAAAUGAUGAAUAAGAGCGGACCGGAUGAUCAAAUCACUACAUCAAAUUAACGGUGCAAUCGAACAGUGAUACAAAAUUUUUUGGAUUAAUUGUGAUAAGAAGGAAGAAAAUCAUUAUCAACUUGGAGCAACUUUGGGAUGAAAUAUAGUUAUUUUUAAGAC
Messenger RNA from Linum trigynum, 2108 nucleotides. Lineage: Eukaryota; Viridiplantae; Streptophyta; Magnoliopsida; Malpighiales; Linaceae. The record is from the annotation of a GenBank genome assembly.